AGCGGCAUUCGUGUACGAACCGUUGCCAGAAAUCCCGUCUGCGCAGGCGUACGGUGACGCGUUCUCCGUCAUGCGUUGCCCGCUACUACUUGCUCGCUCGUCGUUUAGUUCGUCCCGAGAAACGAUAGCGUUCGGUACGUUCGCGCUCGGUGCAGCGGUAGGAUCGCGCGCGCGCACAAAAACAGCAGAGCGAACGACGCGAGAGCGUGUGUCACACAACGACGUUGUCGCGAAACGAAGAAAAAACGUGUCUCCCUCUCUCUCUCUUCUGUCUUGCGUUUUCUCACGGUCGAACCGAUUGCAGCAGUGUGUAAUCCGCUCUGCUUACCACCUCGUCCCAUCGUGCAGUGCAGUGAACGAGUGAAACUCGUAGUAGCAGUGGGAGAGGAACGGCUCGAAACAUGCGAGAAACACGAAGCGGAAAGAGAGACGACAGAUAGGCAAGUAGAGAGAGAGAGAGAGAGAGAGUCUUGGGCACAGCUGUUCCGCGGCAGGGAAGGAAAGGAAUCGGACGAAUAUAGGCGUCGUUGAAACGAGCGAACGAACAAACAGACGAACGGGGAAAAACGUCGAAGCCCGAGUCGAUUGUGCACCCAUAAAUAGUCGAUCAAGCGUGCGUUCCAGAGAGAGAGAGAGAGGAUCACGUCACGAUCGCACGUAACGACGCGACACCACGCGAUUCACGAAGAGUCACCGUCGCCGAGGCAUCCCGAGGAUCGAUGAAACCAGCGAAUGUAGUGCAGCGAGCGGCAACGCGACGUGAGGCGAACUUGGGGAAGAUACAAACGCAAGCUUACCAGAAGCGGUAGACGAUAUACGGAAAGAGGGAGAGAGAGAGAGAGAGAGGAAGAAGAACGCGCAGAACUUCCCGGAGCGUGUCGACCGUUAGAUCGCACUUUCGAGUGUCACGUCGUGCUGCUUCGCCAACAGCAGUACACCACCACCGUUCCUCGCACAGCAUCGUCACGCUCGCUAUUGUAGCUUCACCGGUGGAUGUCAUCGAGCGAUCCAAUCGAAGGAAGAAACGACCGUCAUCAUCGGACACUCGGCGGAAAAAGAUGUGGCAUCCCUCGAAGCGAAGCACCCAGCAGAUGGAGGAAGAGCAAGCUCCGGGAGCGUUGACGACAAGGGAGGACGAGAAGCGCUGGCGGCGCGACAGCACCGACGACAAGUCGAUAACAACGGCAAAUAGCAGCAACGUCGACUCCGGCUUCUUGUCGAGCGGCAAUCUGCAAACCAGUGGCGAGAUCUGCGACUCGGGGUUGCUUUCGCGGGGCGAUCGCGAGGGGGACGGGCCGAGAGCGGAGAUCGAGAAGAGAGAGCGAGCAGGUGUAACGACGACGGUGUCCUCGUCGUCAUCUUCGGUCGCGACUACGAUAGCCGAGCCAAUGAGGGUUGACAGCGGCCUCAUCGUGGACCUCGGCCUCAGCGAGAGCCUCAGCCAGCUCUCCCUCAAACAGGUCGCCUUAAAUUCGCUGACCGGCAGUCGUGCCGGCGUCCAAGCGAAAUCGAACCUCGAGCCGAACAUCGAACUGGUGCCCGUGCGGCCGGACCCGUCCUCGGACUAUGACAUCCGUAGCGACGUUGACGUCGAGCCGCAACAGCAGCAGCAACUGCGAGACGGCAGCUGCGACCAUGUCGUCGCGCAGGAGCGACGACGCGCCAACGAAGAGCCGUGGGAGCUCUACUACACGCAGGACGACGACGGAGACACGCAAUUGCAUAUCGCGAUCGUGCAGGGCUUUGUGGAGGCCACGUUCAGUUUAAUCAAGAUGGCGCCUCACCCCUGCCUGUUGAACAUCCUGAACGACGACUGCCAGUCUCCCCUGCACCUGGCGGUACUCGCCCACCAACCGACGAUUAUACGACGCCUGAUCCUGGCCGGCGCGGACCCGUCCCUGAGGAAUUUCCGCGGCAACACGGCCCUUCAUCUCGCCUGCGCCACUGGAGACGUCGCCUGCGCCAAGGCGCUCACGGACCCAUUGUCUUCGAUAGAGAGGAACGAGCUGAUGCCUGGUGAGAAGGUGCCGGCUCUACCCCAGAAUUUGGAGCAACGUAAUUACAGCGGCGAGAUGUGUUUGCACAUGGCCGCGGCGAACGGACAGGUAGACCUGGUGCGCCUUCUCCUGCGUCUCGGCGCUGACCUCGAGGCGAGGGAGGCGUUGGCAGGUAGGACAGCCUUUCAUAUCGCCGUGGAACGCGGCUGUCGAUCGGUGGUCGCUUUUCUGCUCCACGAAUGCCGGCCUUGCUUGGACGCCCAGACAUACGCCGGUAUGACGGCUUAUCAGCUGGCGCUGUGCUUCGACGACACCCAGCUCGCCCGUGAACUGGUGCGGCUCGGCGCGUCGCCGCAGCCCCUGCCGGAAUCCUCGGACUCGGAGAGCGAGGACGAGGAUACGUCAUCGUUGGACGUGUCGCCGCCGAAUUACUUGCCCGCGAUAGUCAAUAUGCAGAACACGGUCGGAGUCAAGGUCUAAAAUGUGUGUUGUCGUCGUGUUGUCUACCGGGGAAACUUUCUUCCUCCGGGUGGAGUCGAAACGGAGUGAUGGGGGGGGGGGAUAGCAAGCAAGUAAAAUAUAUAAUGUAUAACAUUUAAUGCGCACACAAAUGCUCAUCUUCUUAUAACGCGACGCGAAUAUAUCGGAAGGCGAACGAGAUCUAUUUGGUCUUUUGAAGCGAUAGUUAUCCGAAUGUGUUAACAGCUUGAAAUUUCAUCGUGUACUGAAGACGCGGAGAGUUACGAUAACCCCGACGAGGGCAAUUUUAUUCCGAGCGAACGGACUUCGCGGAGACGUCGCGAGUGAUGGGAUCGCGCAGUCGUCAAGCCGGGAUGAAUUCCGAAUUUAUUUCGCCGCAGUCGCGCGCAAUUGAAGCGAAUUGGAGCCAGAUAAGAGGUCACAAGUUCACGCUUGCCGCGAUAACGGCCUUCGUUAAAUAUAACGCGUGAAUACAAAGCUAAAUCUAAAGCCUGACACGGGCGUGCAAUCUUUGUGUACUGAAUGAAUUGAAUAUAAGCGACCAAUCGGGAAGAUAAAAAUGGAUUCUGCGAGAUUAAUUCCGAUACAUCUGUGUGAAUACGCGUCUUUAAUUGAUGAAGUGUUAUUAUUGCUGCGCGGUCAGGCAUUGUUAUAUGCUUCUUCUUUGAUUUUCUUUUUUUCCCUUGAACCGGCAACGAAUUUUGCGAAGAAGAUAAAACGAACGAUAAACGAUCGUACAGGGGUGAAUAAUAAGGGGCGUGGUAGAUUUAGAAGAUCUCAAAGACGAAAUCACGUGUGCGACUAUUCGAAUACUCGACUAUGAACGAAGCGACGACACGCAGACACGAUAUAAUCGAAGGAAAGCCUAUACUUUUCUUUAUAAGACUCCUUGCGGCGGAUAUAUAUAUAUAUAUAUAUAUAUAUAUAUAUAUAUAUAUAUAUAUAUAUAUAUAUAUAACACACAGACGCAGAUAUGCAAAAUUUCGAGAAAAUGCUGAAUUAUAGUACAAGUGAAGAUUCUUGAGAAACGAUAGUGUGUAAGUCUCAAGACCGAUCCAUCCAUUUUGCGACGUGGAUCCCUUUAGCUCUGAUCUUGCGAAGUGUCGAAAUUUAUCUGAGGCGUAUUAUUCGUCGAAGUAACUUAUUAAGAAGGACUCUUCCUUACCUUUGGGUGAGGACUAUAUAUACAUCGCUUGAAUGGAAAUUCGCGAUUCUCUCGUCACUUAAUUUAUGAACUCACUAAUUUUAGAAUUCCAAACGUCCGACGACGGAACUCGUAGCCCGUCAUCGAGACGUGUCACGAUGCUACUGUUCCCUUCAUCCUUCUAUGGAUUGUUCUUUCAUACGAUGAGUGAUGAACACCUAGACAUUCGAGAGAGUCUCCGUGCGCGAAUGACAGGUUCGAGCGUGUUGAAUCGAGGUUCAGUUGCCGAGACGUCCGACGAUAAUAGGUGGAGACGCGACGAACGUCGAAGCGAUGAAACUUUCAGCGAGAGGAGAACAACGACUCCGACGCGAGUUCGGUCGGAGAGAAUCGAAGGAGAAAGAAAGGAAGGAAAGGAAAAAGUGCGAUAAAGUUCUCGGCGGACUUGUCGGUGGUGAAGAGGAUGCGAGAGUAACACGGAAUAACUUGCGAACUCGGUUGUCGCAACGCGGUGUGUUCUACAGAGGUGUAAAUAUAAGGGAAUGCGUGUCUGAUCUGCGUUUGACGAUGUGCGAAUGUGAACCUGCAAGAAGCGUGUGUGAUUGUUGUCCCAUACAAAUUGUAGCUCGUAGCUGGACGCGAAGUCGCCACGUCGAACGAAAUACGUUUCGUUAGGUCGGAUAAAGACGAAGUAAUCAAACACAUUCUUACACGUGCGACUUAUAGUUUAUUGUAUAUAUGUAUUUAUAUAUAUAUAUAUAUAUACUUAUAUAUGUAUUUUCGACAUCACCUCCGGAUGAUUUGUAUGCUUUGGGCGUUUCCGCUGUGCGGAUUUGAUGGGGUGAGAAACAGAGAAGAGUGGAGGUUUGCAAGAAAUAUCGACGUUUCGGAGACGCACCUUGGUAUUCUGGGGUUAAAGGGCGCGCGCAGCGAAAUAUAUUAUAUAUAUAUUAUAUAUAUUUUUCAACCUAGAAUACGAAUUCUUUACUACGAUCCUGCGCUCAUUUCUCCGUCUGUUGCUGCCAUCCGAUAUUCACCGCCGCUAAAUAGGCAAUCGCGCGGUCGGCCAUUUUCCAUUGCUGGUCGCGUCGAAACCGAGUCACGCGGUGCUGAUCACUCGUCUAUUUUCGUCGAUAACUCGACAUUUUAUAUAUUCAGUGGUUUGUUACGAAAUGAUAUCGACCGAUAUUUCUCAGCUUAAUGCGUUGUGUACGUCUCGUUUCGUCGGACACCCUGUGUAUAUUUUCAAAACAUAAAUUCCCGCACAGAGCGGAAAUGUCGAAAAUACAUUAUAAAUAUACAUAUCGCGAUAUCCUCAG
Dinoponera quadriceps is the source of this 4940-nucleotide messenger RNA. RefSeq names its product NF-kappa-B inhibitor cactus-like (gene cact). Gene Ontology annotation, molecular function: protein binding. Lineage: Eukaryota; Metazoa; Arthropoda; Insecta; Hymenoptera; Formicidae. The record is from RefSeq and is a predicted model, not a curated record. Bases 1059 to 2477 code for a protein of 472 amino acids. The transcript has 3 exons.